Triticum turgidum subsp. durum (durum wheat) is the source of this 429-nucleotide messenger RNA. NCBI's taxonomy places the organism in Eukaryota, Viridiplantae, Streptophyta, Magnoliopsida, Poales, Poaceae. The record is from the annotation of a GenBank genome assembly.
AUGCACGACUUCUGCUUCACGAUCCCCUACGGGUUCGCGGUCCUGGCCGGCGGCCUGCUGGGCUACCUCCGCCGCGGCAGCACCGCCUCACUGGCGGGCGGCGCCGGCGUGGGCGGGCUUCUCCUCCUGGCAGGGUUCGUCAGCCUCAAGGCCUUCGAGAAGCGCCGCAACUCCUACCUCGCCCUCGCACUCGAGACCCGUACGCUCCUGAAAAUUGGUGCCACACGAAACGCAGAACCGGUCCUGACAUGCAUUCAGACGUGCUUGGUUUGCGCACUGGCCUUGACCUUUGUUAUGGGGCAAAGAUACCUUGAAACUUCAAAGAUAAUGCCGGCUGGUGUCGUUGCUGGCCUCAGUGCUCUGAUGUCGGCAUUCUAUCUGUUCAAAAUUGCUACCGGCGGCAACCAUUUCUCGCCAAAGAAAGAGUAG